GAGAAUAAUUAUGUGAAAACCAGCCUCGUCUGGCAAGGUUCUUGCACUUACCACAAGGUAAAGUAAUGUCAAAGCUCUCAACUGGUUUGAUUUAUUUUAUAUUUGAUCAGUCCACAAGUCGACAUGAAACUGCUAAUCUUUUAUUUAUAUCUCUUCACGCAUUUUGGUAAAGGUGAAAAUGAGUUUUUUGCAUCGAAACAGGAUUUGCGCGUACUCAAUGCAACAAUAGCAAAAUACGGACCCCCAAAAGAUUACACAAUUUUUAAUUUGCCAGGUCCUGAAAUUUUAGUAGAUGACGACUUGUUGUCACAUUCAGUCAGAUUUAACGUUUCAGCGAAUGAAGAAAACUACACUAUAUGGAUUCGCACUGUGACUGACAAUUUUAGUUACAAUAGUCGUUAUGAACAAACCGAAUUGCAACACAUCGAUUUAGAGAGUUUUCCAGUAGUUAAAGGCCAAUUUGGUGAACACUUUGAACGAAAAAAUGGAAGUUUUUAUAUUCGUACUAUUGGUUAUGUACUGGACCAAAGUGGGUAUCACGAAUUUCUAAUUGAUAUUUCAACGACUGAAACAACCAUAAAGGAAGUCGAACCACCCAUUGAUGGUAACGGGACUUAUGUCAAUCGACGACCUCCAGCAAAAAUACAAAUUUCGUCGACAGUGCUGGGCUCUUUGGUGGGAGGAAACUCACUUGGCUAAAUUGAGUAAUAAAUAAUCCAUUAAAACCAA
Molecule: messenger RNA, 729 nt
Organism: Tribolium madens (black flour beetle)
Lineage: Eukaryota; Metazoa; Arthropoda; Insecta; Coleoptera; Tenebrionidae
Exons: 3
Coding region: 124-699 (191 amino acids)
Source: RefSeq, a predicted model, not a curated record